CCCGGCCCCCUUUUCCCUCCGUCCCUCCCUCCCUCCCUCCCUUUCGCUCCCAUUGUGCUGUGGAGACAAAAUGGCGGCGGGCGGCCGCGGGGCCGGGGACUCCAGAGCAGCGUGGUGCUGGUGCAAUCUUUUGGGUGCAAGGAUCUAAAUAGGCACGUUUCGAUCUCUCGGACAGCUGUUGGAAAGCAAAAAUGCGCCCGAUGCGGAUCUUUGUGAACGACGACCGGCACGUGAUGGCCAAACACUCGGCCGUGUACCCCACGCAGGAGGAGCUGGAGGCUGUGCAGAACAUGGUGUCCCACACUGAGAGGGCUCUCAAAGCUGUGUCUGACUGGAUUGAUGAGCAGGAGAAAGUCAGUGGGGAGCAGCCAGAGCCAGAGUCCAUGGAGACAGCGGCCGAGGAGGAGAACAAGGAAGGAGGGGAUCAGAAGGCCACGGAGCAGCUGACGAGGACCCUGCGUGGGGUGAUGCGUGUGGGGCUGGUGGCAAAAGGCCUUUUACUGAAGGGAGACUUGGACCUUGAGCUGGUUCUUUUGUGCAAAGACAAACCCACCACAGAUCUGCUGGAGAAAGUGGCCGACAAUCUCGGAGUCCAGCUCGCUGCCAUCACCGAGGACAAAUACGAAAUCAUCCAGUCGGUGGGUGACGCCGCCAUCGUCAUCAAGAACACGAAGGAGCCGCCCUUGUCCCUGACCAUCCACCUGACUUCUCCUGUAGUCAGAGAAGAGAUGGAGAAACAGUUAGCUGGAGAAACGCUAUCAGUCACCGACUCCCCGGACGUUCUGGACAGGCAGAAAUGCCUUGCUGCCUUGGCGUCACUGCGACACGCCAAGUGGUUCCAGGCCAGGGCUAACGGCCUGAAGUCGUGUGUCAUAGUGAUCCGAGUGCUGCGAGACCUGUGUACUCGGGUUCCUACCUGGGCUCCGCUCAGAGGAUGGCCCCUGGAGCUGCUGUGUGAGAAAUCCAUCGGCACUGCCAACAGACCGAUGGGCGCCGGCGAGGCGCUGAGGAGGGUCCUGGAGUGCCUGGCCUCAGGCAUCGUCAUGCCAGAUGGUUCUGGUAUUUAUGAUCCUUGUGAAAAAGAAGCCACUGAUGCUAUUGGGCAUCUAGACAGACAACAAAGGGAAGAUAUCACACAGAGUGCUCAGCACGCUCUCAGACUUGCUGCUUUUGGUCAGCUCCAUAAAGUCUUGGGGAUGGAUCCUCUGCCAUCCAAAAUGCCCAAGAAACCAAAGAACGAGAACCCCAUUGAUUAUACUGUCCAGAUCCCUCCCAGUACAACCUAUGCCGUCACCCCCAUGAAGCGUCCGAUGGAGGAGGAUGGGGAAGAGAAAUCUCCCAGCAAGAAGAAAAAGAAGAUUCAGAAAAAAGGUAUUGAGUUAACGAGAGAGGAAAAACUCGAACCUCCCCAGGCCAUGAAUGCCCUGAUGAAACUCAACCAGCUAAAACCUGGCCUCCAGUACAAACUGGUCUCUCAGACUGGGCCUGUCCACGCUCCCAUCUUCACCAUGUCUGUGGAGAUCGAUGGCAGCACCUUCGAGGCGUCGGGACCUUCCAAGAAGACGGCCAAGUUGCACGUGGCAGUGAAGGUGUUGCAAGACAUGGGCUUACCCACAGGGGUGGAAGGCAAAGAGUCUGGCAAAGGAGACGAAUCAGCAGAGGAAACAGAACAGAAACCCGUGGUGGUUGCUCCUCCUCCCGUCGUAGAAGCCGUGUCGACCCCCACUGCUGCGUCCCCUCCUUCAGAUCAAACCCCCGAGAAUGUGAAGCAACAGGGACCAAUUCUGACUAAACAUGGCAAGAACCCCGUGAUGGAGCUGAACGAGAAGCGGCGCGGGCUCAAGUACGAGCUCAUCUCCGAGACGGGCGGCAGCCACGACAAGCGCUUCGUCAUGGAGGUGGAGGUUGAUGGGCAGAAAUUCCAAGGAGCUGGCUCGAAUAAGAAGGUGGCAAAAGCCUACGCUGCCCUGGCUGCUCUGGAGAAGCUGUUCCCAGAUGCUCCUGUUGCCAUUGAGCAAAACAAGAAGAAGAGAGCCCCAGUGCCAGCCAGGGGAGGACCCAAGUUUGCAGUAAAACAGCACAACCCAGGGUUUGGCAUGGGGGGUCCCAUGCACAACGAGGUGCCCCCACCCCCCAACAUGCGCGGCCGGGGCCGGGGCGGCAACAUGCGCGGCCGGGGCAGGGGCAGAGGCGGCUUCGGCGGCAACCACGGCGGCUACAUGAACGCAGGCUCUGGCUAUGGCAGCUAUGGCUAUGGAGGGAACUCAGCCACAGCAGGCUACAGUGACUUUUUCACAGACUGCUCCGGCUAUCAUGAUUUUGGGGCUUCCUAGAUGAUCCAAAAAGCAUUGCACACCAAAAACAAACCCCCACCCCCCAAAAUAAACCCCCCAAAACCCCCCCAAGUCUUUCUUUUUUAACUCCAAUUCCCUCCCAACUCCACAAAGUGUUGGUGCCACGUCCCUCAGCUUCACUGGCCUCCUGCACCGUGGCUUUUCACCGCAGCUUUGGGCUCUCAAACCCUCUUUAAACCCUCCAGAACCUUUUUAAAGCACCGUGGGCAGGGUCAAAUGAUUCCAAUUUGCCUUUGAAACUCGGACCCAGUGUGGAGGAGGGAGGGGAAAUAAAGCCCUCAGCACUGCUCCAAGGAGAUUCCCACCAAACCAAGCAGCCUGCCUUCAUUUUUGCUUCUUAUGGAAAGCAUUUCUUAACCAAACUGGAGUGGUUUUUGGUCUCUUAACCUGCUGCUUUUUGUCCUCAAUUCCCAGUGUGUGGUUGGUUGGGUUUUGUACACUGUGUGUGUGUGUGAGCCUGUUAAUAAAUCCUGGGAAAGGCUUUUUGUUUCCUCCUCCUCCUCUGGAGCUCA
Colius striatus (speckled mousebird) is the source of this 2866-nucleotide messenger RNA. It is a transcript of the gene ILF3, whose product is annotated as interleukin enhancer binding factor 3. Gene Ontology annotation, cellular component: precatalytic spliceosome. NCBI's taxonomy places the organism in Eukaryota, Metazoa, Chordata, Aves, Coliiformes, Coliidae. The record is from RefSeq and is a predicted model, not a curated record. Gene Ontology annotation, molecular function: single-stranded RNA binding; double-stranded RNA binding. The transcript has 18 exons. Bases 192 to 2333 code for a protein of 713 amino acids.